AGCUGCUCAGAUCAAACCAAAAUUUAAAGUUAGUUCAUAUAAACUCUUAGACGCCUUCCUGUUUCUCUCUCUGACGCAGGCCCACCACUGCAGCUCCUUCCUUUCUCUACUGUCACCUAUCAGCUGCGACUUUGCACUUUGCCAAAUAUAAACCCAGUUUCUUGGCCGAGCGACAAACUGACAUGGGGAGGUGUCCGGCACGGUCGGUUCGGCCCAGGACAGGCUGAAGGACAAACAAGCAGAAAGGAGCGUUUGUAGUGAAACCUCGAGAGAACAAACCACCUGAAACACAGAAAAUACCUAAUUCCUUCCACUCCUGCAGAUGUCCUUGUCUCCAGUUGCUUUGGCAGCUCGGCGAACGCUCGCUGCUGCGUCACACUCCAGUCAUGAGGGAGGAGCAAAAACCUGGAGGAUCCUGACCAUCGUUCUGGCUUUCCCCGGCGUCGGCGUCUGCAUGGCCAACGCCUUCAUGAAGGCGCAGGAUCACCACGAGCCGCCGGAAUUUGUUCCGUAUUCGCACCUGCGCAUCCGCACCAAGAGAUUUCCUUGGGGCGAUGGGAACCACACGUUGUUCCACAACUCCCACGCAAACGCUCUUCCUGAAGGCUACGAGGGCUCACAUCGCUGAUCAUUAUUAUUAUUGAUUAUCUGAGCUGCUUCGAAUACUCCGACCAAACGGAAACCUGCACCGCCAACAAUAAAACAACUUUAUCCUGGAUUAA
This is a messenger RNA of Xiphophorus couchianus (Monterrey platyfish), 722 nucleotides long. RefSeq names its product cytochrome c oxidase subunit 6A2 (gene cox6a2). The transcript is spliced from 4 exons. Gene Ontology annotation, biological process: mitochondrial electron transport, cytochrome c to oxygen. Gene Ontology annotation, molecular function: enzyme regulator activity. Lineage: Eukaryota; Metazoa; Chordata; Actinopteri; Cyprinodontiformes; Poeciliidae. The record is from RefSeq and is a predicted model, not a curated record. Bases 323 to 628 code for a protein of 101 amino acids. Gene Ontology annotation, cellular component: respiratory chain complex IV; mitochondrial inner membrane.